This is a messenger RNA of Arctia plantaginis, 2199 nucleotides long. Lineage: Eukaryota; Metazoa; Arthropoda; Insecta; Lepidoptera; Erebidae. The record is from the annotation of a GenBank genome assembly.
AUGUGGAAGGCAGGAUCAUCCAUUUAUAUUCAAGAUGAAGCUUUCAUAUACUUACAUUUUUUUAGAUACUCUACCUGCACGAAAUUCAAAGACAACGAUAAGAUACCUUUGCAGACUGAUUUCAUUAAUGUCAGAUGUUUUGAAAACAUAAAUAAUAAAACUUACACUAUUUAUGACGACAUGUUUGCAUUCACAAAAAAAAUUGAUUUGCCCAAACCAAAGGAAUCUAAAUGCAAAAUGAAAUAUAAUGUUCUAAUGAUAGGGAUGGACUCCAUGUCUCUGCCACGCGCCGUCCAAACUUUACCCAGAACUAUAGACUAUUUUAGGAACGAUUACUGGAUUAGUUUUCGAGGAUAUCAUAAGGUUGCGGACGAUACUUUACCAAACUUGUUGUCCAUUUUAACCGGAAAAAACUUUAGUACCAUUGAUGAAAAAUGUUCUGGCAAGAUGGAUAGUUGCAACGAUCUCAUGAUUUGGAAUACAUUUAAAGAAGCUGGUUACGUUACAGCUUACGGAGAAGAUUAUUUUCAGUUAUCAGAAACGUUCACAAAUGAAUUUCAGUUUCAAGAACCACCAACAGAUCAUUAUAUGAGACCGUUUUUUGUAAAAGGUGAAUAUAAACAUUCUAGUGAUUUUCUUGUCAAUACACCUGGAUGUUAUAUACCAGAUUAUACAAAAAACUACAAAUAUUCACAUGGCCUGUAUAAAGGUUCUAAUAUCAAAGAUCCAUGUGGGUUAAGAGCCGUGUACUUGUAUAAUCUUGGCAAUAAUAAAGUUAUUUUUGGGUUAAAUGAUACAGCUAUGAAAUACUACAGCAACGAUACAAAAUACAGUUGUUGUUAUAUGUAUGCUUAUAAAACUGCAACAUUUCCUGGACUCGGCACAUUUACAAAAUUGCACUUCACAAAGUGUACGCCUUUUCGUAAUGGAACCACGGUAACGUUACAAUACGAAAUUAUUCAAGUUACUUGUAUAACCAAGAAGCAUAACGAAAUAUACAACGAUGCUUUUAUUUCGGUCGAUUCUAUUCCGUUUCCCAAUAUAAUGGCCCUAUUGACGGGUAUGAACUCUUCCAGAAUAUACGACAAAUGUGAUACAGGUUUGUACAAAUGCGAAGAUGACUUUAUAUGGAAUAGAUUUAAUGAAUCCGGGUAUGUAACAGGUUAUGGUGAAGACUUUCUAGAUUUACCUGACACCUUUUCAAGAUACAAGGGAUUUCUGAGAAAACCCACCGGCCAUUACAUGCGGCCGUUUUAUUUAAUGGGUGAAAAACGUCAAGCAGAUAUUUUGUGUACCAGAAUGAGGCCAUCUGCAACACAUUUACUUGGCUAUGCUUACAACUUUGCCAACUCAUAUAAACAUAAUCAAUUUUUUGGGUUCUUUUGGAUCAAUUCAUACACCUAUGGGUUAAUGGAUAACCCAGCAAAGCUCGAUAGAGAAAUAGCAAGUUGGCUGCAAAAAUUGCAAAAAGAGAACAUUUUAAAAAGAACAUUUAUUAUAUUCUUCAGUGAUCAUGGUAUUAGAUAUGGUGAAAUGAAACUACCUGUGGAGUCGUACUAUGACGAUAGACUCCCAAUGCUGUUUAUAUGGACCCCGCAUGCAUUUCAAAAGAAAUUCAGACAGAUGUAUACCAAUAUGUUAUUAAACCAACACCGCUUAGCAACACCCUUUGAUUUGUACGUAACAUUAGGAGACAUAUUAAAAUUAGCAGACAGCUCCAAUAAAGGUACUGUUUCAGAGGCAUGUCCCGAAUGUUCAGGUUUAUUUAAAUUGAAUUCACUAUUCAGGACAUGUGCGGACGCGCGUAUAAGUCAACACUGGUGUGUUUGUCACACUAUGGCUGCAGUUAAAAAUGACGCCGCUGAAACUAAUAAUAGUAUACAAGUAGCUAUGCACUAUGUAAAUAAAAUAGUAAAGAGUAUUAAAACUAUCACAUGCUAUGACUGUAGACCAUUGAAAUUACACAGUAUUGUAAGAUCACAUGCGUUUCAAAGCGGUAGUAGGACAUUUCAUGUUGUGGCAUUUCGGACGUCGCAUGACGUCAUAUUUGAGGCUACAAUAGCAUAUCGACGUGAUACAAGUAAAGUCACAUCUCUGCGGUCUUUGACGGGUAAUGGCAAAAAAGGAAAAUGUGUGCGGGACAUAAAUGAUCGUCCAUUUUGUCAUUGCUUAAUGCGCUGCAACACACUAAUCUUAUAA